AUGUCAAACUUUGGGUUACAGGUUAGACAGACGGUGCCGGCGAUCGACCCGGUCGUCACCGACUACGCUAUUGGCUAUCUGGGCCAUCUUUUCCAGGCGACAGAGGACUCUGUUCUUGCGCAGCAAUUGGACAUCCCCAAGGAAACACAGUUUCUGAGCCAGCUCCUGGUCAGUGCUGGCGGAGAGUCGGACAAGGUGGACGGUCUCGCGGCGAAAGUGCAGGAGGCGCUCAAGAAACAGCUGGCAGACAACAUGGCCAAACUGGCGGUCACGGGAGACACGUCGAAACGGCUGCUGGACGUGGAUCUGAUCCAUAACCAGCAGCGUGAUCUGGACAGUUCUUUGGCUCUUUUGAACUCGACCUCUGAUAUUGCACAUACCGGCAGAAAUAUGGAGACGCGUGUGGACAAGAAGAAGCUGCAGAAGGCCGAGGCAAAGAUCGCCAAGAAGGUGGCCAAGCGCGCCAACAAGUUUGUCCAGUACGAAGCGUCCAAGCUGCUCAACGAGCAGACCAAGGACGACUACGACUCGUUCUUCCUCAAGGUGAAUCCUAUUGAUUUCGGCGCUGGGGCGGGCAAAUCCAAGGACAUCAAGGUCGAGAACUUCGAUCUGUACGUGGGAGCAGGAAAACGGAUUCUUUCCGACGCCUCGCUCACUCUGGCGUACGGCCGUCGCUAUGGUCUGGUCGGACAGAACGGUAUCGGUAAAUCGACGUUGCUGCGUGCUCUUUCGCGCAGAGAGCUGAACAUCCCCAAACACAUCACCAUCUUGCACGUGGAGCAGGAGCUGCGCGGAGACGAGACCACGGCGCUGCAGUCUGUGCUGGACGCCGACGUUUGGCGGAAACAGCUUUUGCACGAGCAGGCCAAGAUAGACGAGCGGAUCUCAGAGAUCGACAGGCUCAAGGCCGAGUUCGAGCCGGAGUCGCUCGAGGCGAAAAAGCUCGACAACGAGCAGAACGACCUGGCCGAGCGGCUCGAGGAGGUGCACGAGAAGCUGAGCGAGAUGGAGAGCGACCGUGCCGAGGGCCGUGCCGCGUCGAUUUUGUACGGCCUGGGAUUCAGCGAGGAGGCACAGCAGCAGCCAACCAACACGUUCUCCGGAGGAUGGCGGAUGCGGUUGUCGUUGGCUAGAGCGCUUUUCUGCAAGCCGGACCUGCUGCUUCUGGACGAGCCCACCAACAUGCUGGACGUGCCUUCGAGCACGUACCUGGCCCAUUAUCUGCAAACGUACCCUGCGACUGUGCUGGUUGUUUCUCACGACCGUGCGUUCCUGAACGAGGUGGCCACCGAUAUAAUUCACCAGCACUCUGAGAGACUGGAUUACUACCGAGGCGCGAACUUCGACUCGUUCUACAACACCAGGGAGGAGCGGCUCAAGAACCUGAAGCGCGAGUACGAGAACCAGAUGCAGUACAGACAGCAUCUGCAGGCGUUCAUCGACAAGUUCCGGUACAACGCUGCGAAGUCGUCCGAGGCGCAGUCGCGAAUCAAAAAGCUCGAGAAGCUGCCUGUGCUGGAGCCGCCGCAAGAGGAGAAGCAGAUCACGUUCAAGUUCCCGGAGCCAGACAAGAUCCAGCCGCCGAUUCUGCAGCUGAGCGGUGUCUCGUUCGGCUACGACCCCGAAAAACUGCUCCUGUCGGAUGUCGACCUGGACGUGCAACUGGACUCGAGAAUCGCGCUUGUUGGAGCCAACGGGUGCGGUAAAACGACGCUGCUGAAGAUCCUCAUGGGCGACAACACGCCGCUCCAAGGGUCUGUGACCAGAAACUCGCGGCUGCGGAUCGGCUACUUUGCGCAGCACCACGUCGACCAGAUGGACCUGAACCUGAGCGCUGUUAGCUGGCUGAGCACCAAGUUCCCUGGCAAGACCGACGAGGAGUACAGAAGACAUCUGGGGUCGUUUGGAAUCACGGGCUCGCUGUCUUUGCAGAAAAUGGAGUCGCUGUCCGGAGGACAGAAGUCCAGAGUGGCCUUUGCCUCGCUGUGUCUCAACACGCCCCAUAUUCUGAUUCUGGACGAGCCUUCGAACCAUCUCGACACGUCUGGACUGGACGCGCUGAGCGACGCGCUGAAGAACUUCAAGGGCGGAGUGCUGAUGGUGUCGCACGACGUCGCGAUGAUCAACAGCGUGUGCAACGAGAUUUGGGUCAGCGAGGACGGAACGGUCAAGCGGUUCGACGGCGACAUCUAUGCGUACAAGAAGUACAUUCUGGCGAAGGCCGACGCUUCGGGAGUGGUCAAGAGACACUGA
Messenger RNA from Ogataea angusta, 2253 nucleotides. RefSeq lists its product as uncharacterized. Gene Ontology annotation, molecular function: ATP binding; ATP hydrolysis activity. The transcript has a single exon. NCBI's taxonomy places the organism in Eukaryota, Fungi, Ascomycota, Pichiomycetes, Pichiales, Pichiaceae. Bases 1 to 2253 code for a protein of 750 amino acids. The record is from RefSeq and is a predicted model, not a curated record.